Molecule: messenger RNA, 3539 nt
Organism: Drosophila innubila
Lineage: Eukaryota; Metazoa; Arthropoda; Insecta; Diptera; Drosophilidae
Gene: LManII
Product: lysosomal alpha-mannosidase
Biological process (GO): mannose metabolic process
Cellular component (GO): lysosome
Molecular function (GO): alpha-mannosidase activity; carbohydrate binding
Source: RefSeq, a predicted model, not a curated record
CUUUGAAAUAUUCACGCGUCUGGUUGUUGCUGACGGUGCCUGAUAUUCAUACAAUUAAUUACAUUAAAACAUUUUAUUUCCCCUUAUCGUAAUUUGAGUACACAGUAGAUGCGUAGAAAAGCAAGAAAUACGACUUGAACGCACUUAGUUUAACAAUAGCAACUACAUCAAGUUGCAAUGUCUAGCAAAAUUCACAUUUGUCUAGUAUUGUGCUAUAUUCUCGGUUUUGUCCUACAAAAGGUCGAACUGCGAAAUCUUGGAGACGUUUCGAAACCAGAUGAAGGAGCACAAUGCGGUUAUCCGAGCUGUCAUCCAACGAAGCCAAAUAUGCUGAAUGUGCAUCUUAUAGCCCAUACCCAUGACGAUGUUGGAUGGUUAAAAACUGUCGACCAAUACUAUUAUGGAAGUGAGACCCUUAUACAGAAGGCUGGUGUGCAGUAUAUAAUUGAUUCGGUGGUGGAGUCCUUGUUAAAGGAUCCUGAGAAACGAUUCAUCUAUGUGGAGUCGGCGUUUUUCUUCAAAUGGUGGAAGGAACAGACAAAGGAGCAACAGGAUAAUGUCAAAAUGUUGGUGAAUCAGGGACGACUGGAGUUCAUUGGAGGAGCCUGGAGCAUGAAUGAUGAGGCAACAACUCAUUAUCAAAGCGUUAUUGAUCAAUUUGCUUGGGGAUUGAGGCGUUUGAAUGAUACUUUUGGAGAAUGUGGAAGACCAAAGAUUGGUUGGCAGAUUGAUCCGUUUGGACAUUCCCGAGAGAUGGCUUCCAUGUUUGCCCAAAUGGGUUUCGAUGGUCUGUUCUUUGGUCGGUUAGAUUAUCAAGAUAAGGACGAACGUUUGAUGACACAGAAGGCCGAAAUGAUAUGGCAUGGUUCAGAUAAUCUGGGUGAAAAGUCGGAUUUGUUUACUGGAGCUCUAUAUAAUCAAUAUCAAGCACCGAGUGGAUUCUGUUUCGAUAUUCUAUGCGCCGAUCAACCCAUUAUCGAUGGCAAACAUAGUCCCGAUAACAAUGUGAAGGAGAAGGUUGAUAAGUUUUUGGAUUACGUUAAGACUCAAAGCACAUAUUAUCGUACGAACAAUAUCAUCAUAACAAUGGGUGGCGAUUUUACUUAUCAAGCUGCUCAAGUUUAUUACAAGAAUCUCGACAAAUUAAUACGGUAUGCGAAUGAACGCCAGGCAAAUGGUUCAAACAUAAACCUGUUGUACUCGACACCAUCGUGUUAUUUGAAGUCCCUACAUGAUGCUGGCAUCUCGUGGCCUACAAAGAGCGAUGACUUCUUUCCCUAUGCCUCCGAUCCUCACGCUUAUUGGACCGGUUACUUUACAUCGCGACCAACUCUAAAGCGUUUCGAGCGAGAUGGCAAUCAUUUCCUGCAAGUCUGCAAGCAACUAAGUGCUCUGGCCCCAAAGCGAUUUCCCGAGUUUGAUCCCCAUUUGAAUUUUAUGCGUGAAACGAUGGGAAUAAUGCAGCAUCACGAUGCGGUUACAGGAACGGAGACAAAAGUUGCCCUGGAUUAUGCCAAGCGAUUGAGUGUCGGCAUUCGUGCUUGCUCUACAAAUAUAAGAUCCGUGCUGAAUCAAUUGUCAUCCAAGCAAUUCUCUCAGGAGUCAGGCCGAAAUUAUCCCUUGGAACUUAAAACUUGCUCUCUUUUAAAUAUUACCAGUUGUAGCAUUUCGGAAGAUAACGAUCGAUUUGCCGUAACACUUUACAAUCCACUAGCUCAUACCACCAAUGAACAUGUAAGAAUCCCCGUUCCAGGUUACAAAUACCUUGUCAUCGAUCAGACAGGGCAAAGUUUGCCAACUCAAGUGGUUCCCGUGCCGUCUGCUGUGUCUUCCAUUAAACAAAGAAAUUCGAGAGCUACCUAUGAACUUAUUUUCUUGGCCUCCAAUUUACCAGCCGUUGGCUAUAAGACCUAUUAUAUUGAGAAAUCAAAUAGCGAUACUGUUAAAAUUAGGCCUGUUUCUGCGCCAAAGAAAACAUCGAGCAAUACUGUUAUUGGAUACAAAAAGCUCAAAUUAACAUUUGAUACAAAUGGUUUCCUUUCACAAGUCACAGCCGAUGGCAUGACAAGAAUGGUUUCCCAGGAAUUCUUAUACUAUGAAGGUGCUAUUGGGGACAAUAAGGAAUUCCUUAAUCGUUCAUCAGGCGCUUACAUAUUUCGUCCCAAGGACAACAAAUUGCAUUUUGCCACCGAUCAUGCAUCCAUUACGGUGUUUAAGGGUCCUUUGGUCCAUGAGGUGCAUCAGCAAUUUAACGAGUGGAUUAGCCAAGUAGUGCGCAUCUAUAAGGAGAGCCACCACGCCGAGUUUGAGUGGUUGGUGGGUCCCAUUCCCAUAGAUGAUAAGGUUGGCAAAGAAGUGAUUACUCGCUUCACUUCUGACAUUAAAUCAGAUGGAAUAUUCUACACCGAUUCCAAUGGUCGUGAAAUGUUGAAACGCCAGCGAAAUCAUCGCGAAACUUGGAAUCUAAAACUGCAUGAAAGUGUUGCCGGCAACUAUUAUCCGGUUACCACGAAAAUCGCCCUGGAGGACCCAACGGCUCGUAUGGCAAUCCUAACUGACAGAGCUCAGGGUGGCAGCUCCAUGCGGGAUGGCGCCUUGGAGUUGAUGGUUCAUCGUCGCUUGCUACACGAUGACGCAUUUGGUGUCGACGAAGCUCUCAAUGAAACUGAAUACGGUACAGGUUUAAUUGCCAGAGGUAAACAUCAUCUAUUUGUGGGUGAAUCCCUCCUUCGUCCGGAUGUCUCCUUAAAGGCAAUGGAACGCUUAUUGCAGCUGGAGACUCUGUUGCCUUCUUGGAAGUUCUUUAGCAACAUGAGCGCCUACAGCGACAAAGAAUGGCUUGCUUCCUUUACGAAUAGCUAUUCUGGCAUUGCAUUGACCCUACCGAAAUAUGUGCACUUGCUCAGCUUAGAGCCAUGGCAUGAGAACGAACUUCUCGUGCGAUUUGAACACAUCCUGGAGAAAAAUGAUGAUUAUCACGAUUCGCAGUACGUUCAAUUCAAUGUUGAAGAUGUACUCGGUGGCUUUAAGAUUGUGAACAUGCGGGAAACAACUCUGGAUGGAAAUGCCUGGUUAGAUGAGCAUCGACGUAUGGAGUUUGUUCCAGAUCCCGAGGAUGAGAGUUACAAUACUUAUGGCAUAUUCUCAAAGCCUUCGAAGAGCGUUCAUCUGCUGGACGCAUCUAAACCUAUGUUGGGCGUUAAGUACGCAAAAGAGGCCUUGGAAACUGGGGAGUUGGGUGCCGAAAGUAAUCGGAUUAAACGUAAUGCUCGCACUGGACAUUUUACUUUACACAGAAACCGGGGUAGACAAAUCGAAAUGGAGAGUACCGAUAACUUAAAAGUCAAUCUACCAGCAAGAGAAAAUGAUAAAUAUCUAAUCGAGCUGAGCCCCAUGGAAAUUCGCACUUUUGUCAUUUAUCUUAAGUAAUGAUUGUGUUUGAGUAUAACUGUUGUCUCUUACAUCAAAUUCUCUUUGAAUAUUAUCAACAAUACUUAACUUUAAAUAUAUACUUUUGAAAUACGUAUAUUGCAUAAUUA